AUGCCAGCGACGGCGGCGGACAUCGCAUGUAUCGUGUUGUAUUGUGCGUUCUGCCUGCUACUGCUUGGCGUGUGCUACUUCUCCAACCCUAAACCGGAGAACGCGGAAGGACAAGGACGGGUCGCGCAGGCGGCGGCGGCGCCAGCGGUGCAGAUGACGGCGGCUCCGGUCGUGCUGCGGUACUUCCCGUACUCGACGCUGGGCAGGAGGUCGUCGGAGAAGAAGCUGGUGUGCGCGAUCUGCCUGGACGAGUUCCUGCACCGGGAGGCGUGCGGCCAGGUGCCGGCGUGCCGCCACUUCUUCCACCGGAGGUGCGUCGACGUGUGGAAGAAGAGCAGCCAUAGCUGCCCGCUUUGCAGGCACUACAUGGCGACGGGAUCGGAGCGCGUAUCGGCUGCCGACGACAUGGUUUAG
Triticum turgidum subsp. durum (durum wheat) is the source of this 414-nucleotide messenger RNA. The record is from the annotation of a GenBank genome assembly. NCBI's taxonomy places the organism in Eukaryota, Viridiplantae, Streptophyta, Magnoliopsida, Poales, Poaceae.